Molecule: messenger RNA, 5617 nt
Organism: Leptopilina heterotoma
Lineage: Eukaryota; Metazoa; Arthropoda; Insecta; Hymenoptera; Figitidae
Exons: 5
Coding region: 86-5254 (1722 amino acids)
Source: RefSeq, a predicted model, not a curated record
UUGGGUCAAUAUUUACAGAUAUGUGUUUGUAAUUUAGCAUUUAAUUAAUUUAUUAUGUUAAAAAGGAAUUAAAACAUUUGUGCAAAUGGAUACUACAAUCGAUAAAAAUGCUCCAUUGGCAUUUACAGUUAUCUCUAAAGAAGGUAUGGAUUUGGCUAAUUCUUUUGAGCUAUCAUCAGAAGAGACACAAAAAAAGGACGACCCUUUUUCAUUAACAACUGAUAUCGAUACUUUUGCUAAAAUUGAUAGCAAACCAAAAAAAUGGAUGAAAAUAGAAUCUUGUAUUAAUAAUUGUCAUCUGAAAAUAAGUGAAGAAGAUCAGAAAAAUGUAUUCGAUUCUUAUUGGAAUAAUUCAACAGUCGCUUCAAGAUAUAAAUUCAUUACUAGUAUGUCAAACGUGUGUUUACCACAUGAAAGUCAGAGCAUUCAUGGCAGUGUUAUACACAUUGGAGAAAAAAAAUACUACGUUGUCUUCUCUCUUAAUACUGUCGAUGGAAAAAAGACUGUUUGCAGAAUCUGUUUUCGUUCAAUUUUAGGAGAACCGGGACAAUUUAUCAAGGCAGUUGUAGCUCAAAAAUUAAUUAGUUUCUCUGAUGCAGAUAAUAAUUCAGUUGUAAAUAAUUCUUCGGAAAAUCAAAACCGUGCACUUUGCAGUAUCAAAUGCUUUAUAAUGGUAUCAGACGAAGAGAAGAAGCAAAAUUUUUACAACUAUUGGCACGAAACAACAAUAGAGCAAAGAUGUAAAUUCAUUUUAGAUAGGACCGAUAUUGAGGAAAAUAUCCGAUACAAAAAUAAUAUGAAAGGUGGUGGCUCCAGUAAGCCGUACAAUUGUAAAUUUCAUCUCGACACAAGUUGUGGUCGACAAUUUGUAUGUACAAACUGUUUUCAUAUUAUACUCAAAGAAUCCAUUUGUAUAACAAAUGAAAUUUUAGACGAGAAAUGGAGUGAAAUGAGUUCUGAAUUGGAGAAUGGUGAGAAAUACAAUCAAGUUAUAAAUCAUUUCAACAAAUUUCCAUUAUUUGAAAGUCAUCACGUAACCGAUAAUGGUAAUGAAAAAUAUUUACCAAGAGGUUUAACACUCGAGACAAUGUAUCAUCUCUAUAAAACAGAAAAUCCAAACGCAAUGAAUUUUCUCGCCUAUCAAAAGAUUGUAAAUAAAAGUAAAUUACGAUUUCUAUCGUCAGUUGUUGAGAAAUGUUUACAGUGCGAGGUGGCAAGACAACAAUCACAAUCAACAAAUUUAGCGAAAAAUAAAAUUCAUCUCGAGAGUUUUAUCUCGUCACACUUAAAUGGAGCAUUGAAAUCACAUAGUUUUAAAACACGUGACGAAAAACGAAAAGUCCAUUCACUCAUGGUUUGUACAUUUAAAUUUCAUCAAAGUCUACCAACCCCUUUGGUGAAUAAUCCACUUCAUUACUACACAGAGCCAUUGUGGACGUACAAUUUUACAGUCAAGGAAACAACAAAAACGAAAGUAACCGGAGGUAUGUUUAAAUCUUAUGUUUGGGACGAAAGUCAGGGGCGAAAGACAGUAAAUGAAAUCGCCUCGUGUUUAUAUGACUACAUUCAAAAUUUACCCGUAUGCAUCAAAACACUUAUUUUUUAUUCAACUUCAUGCAAUGGUGAAAGUCGCAGUAAACUUCUCUGUAAAAUUCUUUCCAACAUUGUCGUAAAUCAUCAUUCGUUACUUCUCAUCGAGCACAAAUUUUUAUUAGACGGACAUUUUUAUCAAGAUAAAAAUGAAAAAAGUGACUGGUGUCAAGAUGUGUUAGCAAACAAUGUUGGUAAAAUUGAGGAACCAGGCGAUUGGUACAAAGUAUUAAGCGAUAUUGCCGAGAAGAAUCGAUCCGAAGUUAUUCUUAUGGAUAAUAGUAAAUUUUACGAUUUAAAUUGUCUUCUUGGCGAAAAGGUCAAUAGUUCAAUAGACGGAGGAAAAAUUGAUGACGAUGUCACAUGUGUACAAUAUACAAAAACCGGGGACGUUUAUUUCAAGAAAAAAUGGACGGGCAACUUUGAAGUUAUGUACUCGGAAAAUUAUACAAAAUCCCAAAGUGUAAAUUAUUCGAAAAUUCUCAAAAAUCCUAAACCGACUUUAAUUAGUGAGAAAAAGAAGGAAAAUCUCCUGAAUCUAUUUCCUUUCCUCGAUUCACGAGUUCAUGGAUUUUAUCAAAAUUUAAAGACCGAGAAUUCAAAUUCACAAACAAUUACUAAUAAUCCUAAAACAAUAUCGGUAUUAUCAACGAGUAAAUUAAACGAAAUUGCCGAUUCAACUUCCGAUUCUAAUCCAAAUAUGGAAGAGAAUUCAAAACUGGAACAAGAGGAAAAUUCAAAAGCAAAAGAACUUAGCGAAAAUUCAGAUAAACAUACAUUUGAUCUAAAUAUUGUCAAAGUAGAAUCAAACUACGAUGAUUCAAUCGAAUCUGAAGAAAAUGAGAAAGAAGAAAAUUCCAAUCAAAUUCCAACGAAUGUGGGUAUUGUAAAAGAAGAAAUCAACAUCGAAAAUGAAAAAACGUUUGACAAAGAAUUUUCCGACGACGAGUCAGACGAUGAUGAGGAAACUGUUGAAUCCGAACAAUUAUUCGACGAUAAUUCAUCUCUCUUUAUGAAAACGGACAAUUCACAAAUAAAAUCAUUCAAUGAGAAAUUCUACGAAAACACAAAUGAACAAAAUAUAAUCGAUAUUAUGAAAAAUUUUGUAAUGUUGCCCGAAAUGAAGAAUACGACAAACAAUGAUAAUUCUUCUGAUUUGAGGAGUGUGAAAAAUUUUCAACCACUCGCUCAAUGUUCGAAUCUUUGUUAUUUAAAGAUAACACCAAAGGAGCAGGAACGUAUUUUCACCAAUCAUUGGCAUACAGGAACUUCUGAAUCAAGAUUUAAUUUCAUCUACGAUACAAUUAAAGUUGGACCAAAAUCAAUGAGAAAUAAAAAAUUUCCCGAAGAACAAGUACAAUUUUCAAUUAAAUUUGUCAUUGAUACGGAUCGUGGUCCUCAGGCUCUUUGUAAAUUUUGUUACACAAAAAUGCUGUGUGAUCGACCGACGGACGUUUUAACGAUAUUAAAAUUGAAGGCACAGUCUCUCGUUGAUGGAAUAAAGGACGAAGUUCGUAAAAUUGAGACAGAAUUGGAAGAGCGUAUCACUGGGAGUUCGAAAGGCGAAGAAAUGAAGAGUGACAUUUCAAAAUGGAAAACAGCUGAUUACGAUUGUCCAGCGAGCAAACUACUUAGAACGGAAAAAUUACACAAAGGCUGGACGCAAUUGCAACCUUGUCGAAAUGGUUGUUUUUUAACAAUUAAAAGUCAGGAUCAGGAAAAUAUUUACAAUUCCUAUUGGCAAGAUGCGACAAUUCAUUCGCGAUAUUAUUUCAUUAAGGCCUCUGUGAAAGUUAACAAAACACGAUCUUCUAAGGAUGUAAAGUCAGCGAGAAGAAAAUAUUAUCAUAAUUCAAGUAUUGGCCCUCAACGUGUUUGCAAACGAUGUUUUGGUCUCGUUCUCGGCGAGACUCUCAGUUUCGUCGAAUCUGUUCUACGAAACACAGGAAUCGCGUGUAUCAAAAAAAGAAUGACCAAUGCUCCAGUUCCGACAAAUGAUGAUCAACCCGGAGUUUCAGGGACUAAAAAUUUCGCCUCCAUUAAUCCAGUGACGAAUUCUCAACAAGAUACACAAAUCUCAUCCUCUUCUUCCAUGAAAGCAGUCAACAAUGAUAGACAACAAGAAUCAAACAUUGAAGCCAAGAAAGAUCAAUCACAAAAAGAACAAAAAAUCGAAGUACGAAGGAAUUACAAACCUCCUCGUAAAGAACCGAAACAACUUGAAAAUCACGACGACAUGAGUCAAUUAACAAUACAGGAAAAAUUGACCGUACUUAAUGAAACUAGCAGUGAAAAUUACAAAGAUUCCCCGAGUACAUCAAGUAACUUUACACCCUGCAGAAUAAUUCAACAAAUACAAAUAGCACAGGAACACAUUCAUGAUUAUCUAGUUACCCGAAUGAGGAGGAAUCCACUAAAAAUAAACAUUCAAACAAUGUACUCUCAAUAUCAGAAAAAAAUCACCGAUCCUCUAAGUAUUGGCUGGUAUCAAAAUAUUUUAUCAGUGAAUAACGUGAAUUAUAAACCGCCAUUUAUUGACAAAUGCGACGAAUGUGAAACAUACUCGGAUCGAUUUAAAAACAUGAAAAGUCUUCUAUUACGGGAGAAAAUUUGCGAGCGUUUAACAAAUCAUUUGGAUUUUUCGACAAUUGUUUAUAAAUGUAAAUUUCAAGAAGAGGAAUCAGCACGUCUAAUUAAUUCCAUGAUGGUCUGUUCAUUUGGUUUUCAACAAAAUUUCCCAAUACCAUCGCGAAAUAAAUCGAAGCAACUUUCAAUUUUCAAUCUGACAAUUUGGCAAUUGUCGAAUAAUCAUUUACUGAGUAAUCCAAUGUUCUACGUGUGGACACAAAUUGAAGGUAAACGUUCAGCUAAUGAAAUUGCUUCCUGUUUGUUUCAGUAUCUUAAAAAAUUACCACCACAAUUGAAAUCAUUGAUUAUUUAUUCAUCCUCGUGUCAUGGCGAGAGUAAAAAUAAAACACUCGCUCAAAUGUUUUCCUAUUUAAUGACGAAUCAAAAGUGGCUUGUUUCGGUUGAUCAUAAAUUCACAUAUUCCGGGCAUGCACAAUUAAAGGAAUAUCUCAAUGACGAUUGGAUUGGCGAUGUAUUAAAAAAUCAUUCGAUUAAAGCCGAGGAACCCGAAGAUUGGUAUAAAAAUUUCAAGAGUAUCGCACAGCGCAACGUCAACAAAAAUAUUGUUUUUAUGGAGCCGGAUAUGUUUAUUGAUUUUGAAAGUUUGUGGAAAGAUGCAACGUCCGAGGAUGAUAGCUACAUAAGUUCGGAAGCAAUGUGGUUGAAAUAUACGAAAAAUGGAAAUGUUUUCUACAAAAGAAGUUUAUUAGAGCGACACAAUUUCGAAUUGUUACCAAUGCAGGGACAACAACGAUUUCAAGAUCUUUUGAAUAUGCAACUAUUUAAUCCUAUUGAAUCAAGUUCAAUGGAAGUCCACGAAAAUGUUGAUAUCGAAUCAACGCCUCCUUCAGUCGAACAAUGCAUCAUUAAAUCGGAAAUUAAUUUUGAAGAUGAUUACAAAGAAUACGAAGAAAAUGAUGACUCCCAGGAACCAUCGAGUAAACGAAAAAAAUUAGAAAAUGAAAUUGAAACCGUACAGGAAGAAGCGACAAGGUCGAAAAGGAUACGAAAGAAACGGGAAAUGCUUUCCCUGUAGGAAAGGUAUUUGUUUUUUCGCUGUACAUUAUUUUCUGCAACUAUCAUAAUUAUAUUUUAAUUUAAAGUGCUAGACAAAAUUGUUUGUGUAGAUUUCAGAAUCGAAAGAACAAAUUUUUAAUCUUCAUUAUCUAGUUGUAUAAAAAACGUAAUUUUUAAAAAGUAAUUUAUUAAUUUUUUAAUUUUAAACUUGUGACUAUAAUUUAAAAAUUGUAUAUUUAUGCAAUUAAGCAUAAAAUUGUUUAAUUUUAAAUUUUAAUCAAUACGCAUUGUAUUUAGACAUCUUUGUGUAAUAACCGAAAGAAUUUUUAAUCGCUUCGUAAUUGUUUUAAAUAAAUAAAUGUUCUAAGGCAAGUGAUUAUUA